AUCACCCGAUCCUGUGCAACGGCGUUUGCAGCCUACAGCCUGUUCUCUUCUGUCCUCUCUCCUCCCAACAUAAGCCGUCACCCUUGAGUGACUCACUCUGUGAGGGAGUGUCACUGAUUCACUGAGGGAGUGGCCCUCACCGCCUUCGGCCGACCGACUGUGAUUGCGGCUGGCUCUCGCGCAGCACCAGCAGCUGACUUUUUUGCCCUCUCGCCCUCCUUCCUUGUCGCACAGACCAAGCACACCUGCAGCAUCAGCAGCACACAUCUAGGUGUUUGGUGACUCUCUGCGGUGCCUGCCGGGGCGGCUGACUGGGUGUGGCGACUGAGGCGAGGCGUUGGUAUCUGUGAGUGUUGGCUGAUGACGGCUGCGCCGGGUUGUUCGGUCUGCUUCACCUGCCUGGAUUGCUGCGCCGCGGCGGAGAAUGAAUGACUGCAAACUCUUCAUUGGCAGCAUUCCCAGAAACGUCACUGAGGUACAGGACACACAGACACGCAGGCAGUCGGGGAGGGAGGGAGGGAGACGUCGCAUAGGAGGGGGAGACGGGCGGGCUGCCGGGUUUGUGUGGCGGGGCGGGGCGGUUUGUGUGUAAUAGGAGGUGAUUCGUUGUGAGUUUUCGAAGAUCGGUCCCGUCGUCAACAGCUUUUAUAUGCCCGAUAGCAGCUCGUCCACUGGCAGUCGCGGGUGGGCCUUCGUCACGUACACCAACAAGACACACAGCCAACAGGCUAUCGCCGCCUUCAACAACAAGCUCAUACUGGGUAAGGUAGACAGCACCCAAGCCACAGACAGACAGACAGACAGACAGACAGGCUGACGAGCCAUCAUCCCUCUCUCCCCUUUCCCUCCCUGGGUGUCAUCAGGAGACACUCAGAAGCCCGUAGAGGUCCGGUACGCCGAGAGCAAGCCCGGCCGUCGCCCGUCAUCACAAGAGAUCUUCACGUCACCCAAGCCAGGCGAAGCCCUGUCGACAGCCAACAUGCCUGAAGGAGCAGCGCCCGGUGCAGGAGUGACUGGGGGUGGGUAUCGCGGCAGCCCGCAGGCCAGCGGCGGAGGCGCCGUCAUCGGCAACCCGGCGCUAGGUGAGUGAAGAUAAGACAUCACACGCAGAACCGUGUCUGUUGAUGUGAUGCCUUUGGUGUAUGUCUAUCUGUGUGUCAGGGAUGUCUCUGGGUAUGGGCACGGCGUUGGUGAGCACUGACUACAGCAGCCCCCCCAACCCCGCCGCCCACUCGCAUCACGGUCACUCGUUCCACCACCCCGUCUCGGGCGCCAUCGGAGGCCCCACCCACCCGUCCCACCCCCACGCACAGCCCCACUCGUCGGUGAGGUCGUCCAUGGCGUAUCCCGGCCCCACGCCCGCAAGCGCCAACCCGCCACAGGCCAACACGCCCUAUGGGCUGCCCCACGUGUUCCCCCACCCCCACCACCCCCACCACGCGUCAUCAAGCCCUGUUGCUGCGGGGCCGCCGGGCAGCGGGCCUGGCCAUGGCCAGGGGCACAUGGCCCAUUGGAUGGAGUACUUCACCAACGACGGCGCCGCUUACUACUACAACGUGCAGACGGGACAUACACAGGUAGGCGAGCUGACAACAUCUGUGCCAGGCACAGCACGAACGAUCGUGUGUCCCUCCCUCUGCCGUUCCCUCCUUGUCUGUCUCUUUUGUGUCAGUGGGAGCGUCCGGCUGAUUUUGACGUCUACAGCCGCCCCGUGCCGUCUCUGCUGCAGCCCGGCAACACACGAAUGGGCAUGACGCCCAACGGCCACGUCCCCAUGACCUACAGCAUGGCCGCCGCCAUACCCAACCCCAACGCUCCCUCACCACACAUGGCCAACGCCGCACAGGACCAACAGCAGCAGCAGCAGCAGCAGCCAGGUGGUGGUGGUGGUGGUGGCAGCGGUGGCGGUGCGGCAUCUGUGUCUCAGGGCAGCAACGGGAGCGGCAGUGGGGGCCCCGACAUGGGUCAGCACUUCAUCGAGAACCGUGGGGGCUGCAACCUCUUCAUCUUCCAUAUCCCAUCCGACUGGACCGACAGCGACCUCGUCCAGGUCAGUCAGUUACUCAGCCGUCCACACGCAGGGCACGCCCCAUACACCCACCCAUACACACAACACAGCCUCUCUAAAAUGUGUCUUCCUUCCUCCCUCUCUGCAGCAUUUCCAGCACUACGGCAACAUCGUGUCGGCCGUGAUAGCCCGGGAGCGCGACACCGGCCGCAACAGGGGCUACGGGUUUGUGUGCUUCGACACGUCCCACGCGGCCCUCAACGCCAUCCAGGGGAUGAACGGCUUUGCCGUCGGCGGCAAGCGGCUUACCGUGCAGCUCAAGCAGACGUCGAUCCGCAGGAACCAAAACAACGGAGGAGGGCAGAGCGGCAAUAAGACACCCGGCGGACCGUCGCGAGAGUCGUCCAACCGUUAGACAGACACACACACAGACACACACACAUGCACACCACACCAUACGUACCCGAGAUCCACAUACCUAUGUCGCCAUAGCCAGCCACUGACUGCAUAGCAUAGCAUUGCAUCGCCUUGGUUGAUAGAUACGUGGUUGGUACCUAGUGCACACGUGCCUGCCUGCCUGCCUGCGAGCGUGCGUGCGUGCAUAUGGGCGGGCGGGAGGGAGGGUCAGAUGGGUGGGUGGAGGGGAUGGGUGAGAGAGUAUCAAUCAUAUCAGUCAGUGAAUUGAGUCACUACAGUCGCUGCACUUCGCUUCUAUUGUGUGCCUACUGCCUGCCUGCCCGGAUGGAUGGAUGACCAGAAACUGGCAACUCUACGCCGGUCGGGGUCGAUGGAUGGAUGGAUGGGCGGGGUCGCAGAAGGGCAAGGGCUAUGAUUGCCUGCCUACACAGUGAGUGGGUCGGCAGCUUGCUUUCCUCUCCUAUCGAUUUGGCUGGGGAGGGAGGGGGGUAAAGGGAGGAGAGAACCAGUAUACACAUACACAUACACACACGCUCACUCUCCACACAAAACAUCCACACACACACACACACACACACAAGCGCGUGAUACGUAUUUCAAUGCCCAAGCAGUGCGUGUGCGGGUGUCCAGAUCGUCGCCUCCCUGCCUACUACUUUUUUUCUCGGAUGAGCAGAUGGAUGGAUGGAUGGAUGGACGAGUGGACGGAUCAUAUCGCUGUGCGUUGCGUGCUUGUGUGCCUACAAUGGGCAAUCUGCCGUGCCUUGAAAGAUAAGACAGACAGCUAGCACAGUGAAUGAUAUGCCGUAACAAACACCCACCCAUCUCUCAUUCAUUCACCCAGGGGCUGGGGCGGGCUGCCCGAGUGAUGUGAUGAUGGGUCAGGUCAAUGGCUUGAUCGUUCGUGUGUGUGUUGAUUGAUUCAAUCGAUGGAUGGGGGCUGGGGCGGCGGGUCACCAAGGUGCGUGCGGUGCAUGGCAUGACUGCAUGGCAUGACAUGAUGGGUCUGUCUCCCUCGGUGUGUGUUACUUACGUUACUUACGUGUACGUGUGGGCCGGCGUGUGUGCGUGGAGGGCUUUAUUUGUUCAUGUCGGUCCAUCCAACCAACCGCACACCGCCGGCCGCCCUUCCUACUAUCCAAUCCACACUCAUUAUUCAUGUGUGUCUAUCUGGCUGUCCAUGAGUGUCGUGAUGCGUUCGUUGGUAUGGAUGGAUGUUCGUUUGUAUGCGUGUAUGUCUGUUUGCGAGGAUCUCGUUCGUUCGUCUGUCGGUCCGUCCCUUGCUGUCUCUCUCUCUCUGGUAUGGGUCUUGCGGUGCGGGUGUCUGUCGUCGUUGACGUCAUCGUGCGUUGCUACGUCGUCACCCUCCUGCGUCCCGCAGCACCGACGUCUCAAUGGCAUUGACAGAGCAGCACGUGAAGGCAGUUAGCUGCGACACACACACGAAGGCAGGCGCGGGUGGGUCGGGCGAAGGAGCAGCAAAGGCACACUCAGACACACUCGGAUUGGACUGAUGGAGGGGAGGGGAGAGGAUCACAUGAAUUGCAUGGGAUGGAUGAUGGGGAGAGGGGGCGGGGGCGGGCGGGGGGGACACUCGCCUUGUCGUGCCGUUGGUUUGAGGGCACAUGCCUGCCUGCCUGCCUGCCGCUUCGCCUGACUCACUCACACACUUCCGGAGUAGACUAUAGAUAGCAUUGAUUGAUUGAUUGAUUCCUUGCUUCCUUCCUCGCUUGCUUAUUGGUCCAUAGUGCAACUACACUUCUCUCCACCAUGCCAUGAUGAUGCAUUGCAUUGCGUUGCGUUGCGUUGCGUUGCGUUGCGUUGCGUUGCAUACUUACAUAACAUAAUACACACAUACAUACGAAGACACUCACUGCUCAGUAGAUAGAUACAUAACUACAUACAUACGCCGUUACACACAUUCGCACCUCCCUACUUGUCUUUCUGUCUGUCUGUCUGUCUUGCUGGCGAAUCGCCGGUUUGGUUGACCGUCCCCUCAUCUCAUCUCAUCUCGCCUCUCUUCGCCCGAUCCGCCUGGCUGCCUGGCUGCCUGAGUGUGUGCGUCUGUCUACCAAUGGUGAGUGAGCUGUGUCGCCCGCUUCUUCUAUUGCAUCAUUCACAUGACAUCCAUCACAUUACAUGACCUACCUACCUACCUGGUGUUCUAAUUGAUCCCUCGAUGCACGCCACCAUGCCAAUACACACAGUACGUUCGCAAGAUAGACGCUGCUGCAAGUAGGCAGGACUCCGGCUGGGUGGCUUGCUGGCUGGCUGGCUGGCUGGCUGGUUUUUAUAACGACUCACGACAGUCACUCUCACUCACUCACUCAGUCUCACUGACUCACGCACUCAGUCAGUCUAUCUAUCUAUUUCUCUAUCGCAUGACUUGUACGAGAUGGUGGCGGGGCGUCCACUCGCCUUCGCUCCCAGGCUGAUGCUUACGAACUCUGGCUGACCUUCACAGUCGAUUUGCGCCAAGCUCUCGCCUCUCCCUCCCCUUCAGCCCUUCCAUAGAGUUUUGAGCAGGUGGCUCCCCCUCUCCCUCUCCCUCUCCCUCCUUCUCGAUCUCCCUUUGUCUCUCUACCUGAGUGUGCGUGCUGACAUUUUUCCGGGGCCCGUCGUGAUUGUUCCCUGAUCCCCGCUGGCCGAGUUGUGUGUGUAUCCAUGUGUGUGUGUGUGUGUGUGUGUGCGUUGUGUGUGUGAGUGUGUGUCCCCCUCCUGCAACCAACCCGUCCCCUCUUUGUUACGCCAGCCCGUCCCAUCUUUGUUAACUAGCCCCUGUCUGCCACUGUGGAGUGCCUCACUCACCUGCCUGACUCUGCCUGUCUGCCUGUCUGCCUGUCUGCAUGCUUGACUGACGACUGAAUGGAAUGAGUGAGCGUGUUAAGUAAGGAUCGGUGGGUGCUACGAAUAGACUACGCACGCCAGUUUUUCUACCGUCAUCUACUCUAGCUACGGGUAAGGAAAGUUUAAGUGGGUUUGUGGCACAGCCUGAUGGCUGGAUGAAUGAGUGGCUUGAGGGAUAUGACUGGGGGCCCUGCCGGGGCGUGGGUGACCUUUUUUCUCUCUUGGUGGGUGCGUGGGUGCGUGGGUGCGGCUGUCUGUCUGUCUGCAGGGUGAAGGAAUAUUAUCAAGGGCACCAUGAGAGUGUGUGUGUGUGAGUGUGUCCGCGUGUGUAUGGAAUCUAAGUAUUGCUCUGGCGUACAUGUGUGCUUGCCAUCGUGUGCACGUCCCUUUUGUUUAGUGCAGCUGCCUUGCCUUGCCUUGCCUUGCUUUGCUUUGCCUCACCUCGUCUCCUCUCGUCUCACUCACCGCCUCCGCACCACUCACUCACCCCCGCCCUUUUGUCUGUCUUUCCGACCCACUCACUCACCUCACCCAUCUCUGUCCAGUGUAGUGCACUGUCAUCCACCAUACGUAAACACAGCAAUGAAUGCACCCUACCCAUCGAUGCAAUCAAUCAAUCACAUGACUGGCCAACGGCAGAGACAGCGACGACAGGCAAGGCAGCUGGCUGCAUCCGGCGGGGCGAGGUGGGGCGAGGCGAGGCGGGGAGGGACGGGUUCUCUUCUCUCUCCUCUCUCACUGCCUUCCCUGGUCUAGUCUUAUCUCUCUUAGCUCGCCCGACUUUCUUGCGUACUGUAGAUUGGGAGGGGGGGGGGGGGAGGAGGGGGGGCUGACACACUGACUGACUGACUUGUGUGCAUGGACUCACUCACUCACUGAGUGGACCCAACUUUGAUGGGUCGAUCUAUCGGCAUGGUGGUGUUUGUGUCAGUCAAUUUGAAGCUACCUACCUACGUGUGCACGGUGCGUGCCUGCCUGCCUGCCUGCCUACCUGAGUGUGAGAGACAGUCUGCUUGUCUGUGUGCGGGCGGGGAAGCGAGCGAGCCUUUUUGAGUCCACCCGAACUGACUGACUGACUGAUGACUGCUGCAUAUAUAUGCGCUGUGAAAUGAGUGUGUGUGCGUGUAUGGGGCGGUUGACUUUCGUGCGAACGCAGAUAGAAUGACUCGUUGAAUGGUUACUUGCUUGUGUGUUGCUCGGGGGUCGAACCUUCCUACUCCGCACCGACCGCACUGGCUAUUGAUUGCAUCUGUGUGUGUCUCUACAUGUGUGUGUGGCUAUUUGAGACUGACUGAUUGACUGAGUGACAUGAGAGAUUUUGCACCGCAUCCCAUCCAUCCAUCCAUCCACGUAUGGCUUACCCUUGCUCACAUCCCUGACAGACACAAACCAGAGGCAGACUGGCAGGGAGGGCCCCUGUGCCCGCAUUCACAGCUUGACGUGCUGUGUAUGCCUAAUUGAUUCGACUGACUCCACUCCCUCGCCCACUCACUGACUGAUGCGUACCUACCUGCCUACCUACCUGCAUGUUCAUGUCAUGAGAGGGAUGAUACCAUCCUCCAUACCGCUAGGAACCUGGUCAAUAUGAUGAUGAUGCUAUUAUGACGCGAUCGAUCCAUUGAUGGAGUGAGUGGGUGAGGGAGGGGCAUACCGGUUGGUAUGCGCUCACUGCACGAAGCCAGCCCAGCCCAGCCCAGCCCCUCAAAAAGGCGUGUCAGCUCCUCUCGUCUGUCCUCUUUGUCUAGCCAGCUGUCGACAAGUCACAUGGGUGCAGGAUUCCUUCCUACUGAGUGAGGUGGUUGGUGCCGGCGACACAUUCAGACAUACAUGAAGAGAUGAAACUGACUGACUGACUGACUGCGUGCACGAUUUUUCGACUGCCUGGGCGUUGACUGAUGUCGGGCUUUGAAUUUUGCUAAUCUUGUGGUGUGUGUGGUUGGUGUGUUAUGUGCCUCCUGCGUGCCGUGCCCAUGAGAUCGAUCGGCAGUGUGUGGUGUGUGUGUGUGUGUGGUUUGGUGUUUUGUCGAAGAACAAACAAGGGAAGGGGGCCAGUUUUGUGAUUCGGUGAUUCACUUGCUCGUCCACCCACCCACCCGGUUCUCUGUCUGUCUGCCCACCUGCCUCCCUGUUAUCGCUCUGUGCACCACACAAACCACACACACACACCACACACACCACACACACACACCACACACACCACACACACACACAGAGAGAGAGAGAGAGACCCGCCUUCUCUUGUUUGUCUGCGCGAUUCCGCCGUUCGUACUUGCGUAUGUGUGGACACAUCACAUACAUGACGUGACGUGACGUGACGGACACAAGACCCCAAAACAGCCGUAAGAACGGGCCGGGCUGUCCCACUUGCUCGAUGAAUGCCUUCUCCUCUAUCUGUUUGUCCGCUAGCUAUGCUGUGCUGUGCUACCUCACUACCUUCCUACCUUCCUCCUUUACCUCCUUGCUCUUUGUUAGUCUACGCGCGCAGCUAGUGGGUGGAUGAGUGCACUCAAUGCCUCCAUGUCAUGUGUGUAUGUGUGUAUGUGCCUCCCUCGCCGACGGCAGUGCAGCUGCCUUCUACUGCCUCCCUCCAUUCCUGACCUGCAUGACAUGAACACGUGGAUGUGUGAGCCGUGUAAGUAUUACCAUGACCAUGAUGGGUUCUAUGCACUGCUCUGCUCUGCUGCGCCCGGACUAGCCAGAAGCCUACGUAUCGGUACAUAGCAAUCCCUGGUUUUAUUCCGAGUGAGGUCAGUCAGUGAGCAUACCAUAGCUGCCCCUCUGACUGCAUGUGCCCGCCAGAAACGGGGCCCUGCCGUGCCUGCACACAACCAAAGGCAAGCGGUGGUCGAACCGAAAAAAGCUGGCGUGGCACGUGCAGGUGGGCGGGAUGGAUGGAUGGAUGGUUGGCGGGCUGCUAUGCUAGGGGCGGGCGGAUGCUGAUUGUCGGUUUUGUACGUACCAGUGCACUACACUCCACUCUGCUCAACUGCAUGCCACUCACUUGCUUGCUUAGGUACCUGACUGACAUCCAUGUCUUGUCUUGCCUCGCCUUGCCUCGUUGUCUCCGUGUCUUAUCGGUUUAUUUGUCGAUCGAUCAACCGCCAAUUGCAUUGCAUGCACACUUCCUUCCUGCCUUCCAUGGGUGGGCGGAUGGAGAGAGAAC
This is a messenger RNA of Vitrella brassicaformis, 8432 nucleotides long. The record is from the annotation of a GenBank genome assembly. Lineage: Eukaryota; Vitrellaceae.